Molecule: messenger RNA, 1202 nt
Organism: Rubroshorea leprosula
Lineage: Eukaryota; Viridiplantae; Streptophyta; Magnoliopsida; Malvales; Dipterocarpaceae
Source: the annotation of a GenBank genome assembly
AAAAAAAAGCAACCUAACUUUCAUUCCAAGUUGGACCCAUUCCAUUUGAAAAAAAAAAAAAAAAAUCUUUUUGCUCAACAGAUUUCUCCAAAAUCAUUAGGGGUUUAGUUGGGUUUUUCCAUAUUCACUUGCCUCCUCCCUCCUUCAUUUCCCCCAAAAUUCUCCAUUAGGGUUUCAGAAUCCAUAGGAGCGAAGUCAUGUCGAGCCUUCAAGCAGUCGGCAUAACACAUCUCCAAUUUCGGCUGAGUAAGUUCUGCCCUUGCGAUGCAACGGUUCCGAUCAAGACCUCCAUGAGCUCAGAUAAUCCAAAAGAUACAUUUGCCCCUUUUUAUUGAUAGAUGGAACCUGGAUCAACAAAGACAUGGUAGUAAAUUUUUUAUUUUAAAAUAAUUAUUAUGGAUCGAAUUGAAUCAUUACUCUGGGAAGAAUAAGUGACCUUUACAAAAGUAACAAAUAUCAGUUGAUCCUGUGUGCUAGGUUCGAGGCAUGGUAGUAAUUAUUUACUUGGUCUCAGUGAAAUUAAUAUGAUUGAGGAGAAGAGCUCGUUUAAUUUCGCAGAUUUCCAGGAAAUAGUCAGGCCUGGCAGUAGUUCUUGACUUGGUCUUAGUACACCUGGCUAUACUGAUAUUUGUUCAAGGGCAAAAUUACGUCUGUUUUUGUGGAUUUUGAUUUGGGUACUCCUACCUAUUGAGAUAACUUGUUUAAGUGAAAGGGCUCAUCUAUUUUUGCAUAUUCUGUUUUAAGCACUCCUGCCCAUCCAAAUAACUUGUUCAAGGGGAGGAGCUCGUCUAUUUUUGUUCACUCCAUUUUAUGAAAUUGGAAAGUGUAGUGCAAGGCCUCGGCAUGGCAGAGAAAGAAAGCAAAGAGAAUCAACAAAUAGUACAGUUUUAGUUGAAGUGUUUUGUUGUGGCCAUGAUAUAUAUUUCUAUAUUGCAUUCUGUUGUUUGAGAGGAAUGCUGUCCAAGUAAAGAGCCAGAUAGUUCACCUUGAAGAUUCUGGUUGGAUUUCUUGAGGAAUGUUGUUUGUGAGGAAUGCUGUCCAAGUGAUGGAAGCAAUUAUAGGUGAGGUCCGUUGCAAACCCAGAAAUUUGGGUAUUUCUCAUUGUUCUGAGGUAAUUUUUUCAUUUGGGUAUUUCUUAUUUUCGUAAAAUUAUGUUUCUGUAGAGAUUUGCUCUUGUUUCUCAAGAAAAUUUAGUUCAUUUU